Molecule: messenger RNA, 3703 nt
Organism: Melanotaenia boesemani (Boeseman's rainbowfish)
Lineage: Eukaryota; Metazoa; Chordata; Actinopteri; Atheriniformes; Melanotaeniidae
Gene: camk1a
Product: calcium/calmodulin-dependent protein kinase Ia
Exons: 12
Coding region: 117-1307 (396 amino acids)
Biological process (GO): peptidyl-serine phosphorylation
Cellular component (GO): intracellular anatomical structure
Molecular function (GO): calcium/calmodulin-dependent protein kinase activity; calmodulin binding; ATP binding
Source: RefSeq, a predicted model, not a curated record
GUCUGAGCGCACCAGCGCUGCGUACAAGCACAGCAACCACAUCGCUCCCAGAGGAAAGCGGAGCACAGCGCAGCUACAGAUCGCCAUUUAGUUGUAGUGUGGCGAAUCCGAUCAGGAUGCCUCUUGGAGAGGAUGGAAAUGGAUGGAAAAAGAAGACAUCAGACAUCAAGGAACAUUAUGACUUCAAAGAAGUGUUGGGAACGGGUGCAUUCUCGGAGGUGGUUCUAGCAGAGGAGAAGAGGACUCAGAGGCUGGUGGCCAUCAAGUGCAUCCCCAAGAAAGCCUUGGAAGGCAAAGAGAACAACAUUGAAAAUGAGAUCGCAGUCCUCCACAGAAUCAAGCACCCCAACAUUGUUUCCCUGGAGGACAUCUUUGAGAGCACAUCCCAUCUAUAUCUUGUCAUGCAACUGGUGUCUGGUGGUGAGCUGUUUGACAGGAUCGUGGAGAAAGGUUUCUACACAGAGAGAGAUGCCAGCCAGCUUAUCCAUCAGAUCUUGGAUGCUGUCAAGUAUCUCCAUGAUAUGGGGAUAGUCCACAGAGACCUGAAGCCAGAAAAUUUGCUGUAUUAUAGUAUGGAAGAAGACUCCAAGAUUAUGAUCAGUGACUUUGGACUGUCAAAGAUUGAGGGAACGGGGAGUGUCAUGUCCACGGCCUGUGGUACUCCAGGUUACGUUGCUCCUGAGGUGCUUGCUCAAAAACCGUACAGUAAAGCAGUGGAUUGUUGGUCCAUAGGAGUUAUCUCUUACAUUCUGCUAUGUGGAUAUCCUCCGUUUUACGAUGAAAAUGACGCCAAGUUAUUUGAGCAGAUUCUAAAGGCAGAAUAUGAAUUUGACUCUCCAUACUGGGAUGACAUCUCAGAUUCAGCCAAAGACUUCAUCUGUCACAUGAUGGAAAAAGACCCUUUGAAAAGAUACACAUGUGAGCAGGCCCUGCUGCAUCCAUGGAUAUGUGGUGACACAGCUCUGGACAAGAACAUCCAUGAAUCCGUCAGCGCACAAAUCAGGAAGAACUUUGCCAAAAGUAAAUGGAAGCAAGCAUUUAAUGCCACGGCAGUUGUGCGCCACAUGCGGAGGUUGCAGCUGGGCACAAGUCUUGAGGGACCCAGUCAGAUUACUCCUACCAGCCCCUGCCAUGGACAUCUGCUCCCAGAGGAGGAGGUGGAAGAAGAAGAUGAUGAGCUAGGGAAUGAAGAGGAGGAGAGCUUGUCCCACUAUGAGGAUGGUCGCCGUGGAAGUAACGAGGGCAGCACAGAUCGGGACAGCCUGAGGAGUUGCACCUACUGCUGCAGGCCAACCAGCCGCAUCUGAGCACAGCCUACUGUUGUCAUGGUGACGUUGUAUCCCAGGAGCACCCAAAGCCCAUCCACCCAGUCUGGCCAGGAAUGCAGAGCAGAUAUCAGGCAGUCUCCACCAGAGAACAUCCACAGCCUGAAGGCCCCUUCUACAGUGUGGGCAAUACACACUGUAAGUCUUUGUUACACCACGAUUAAAGACAUGCUUUAACCCCAAAAGGGUAUGCAAGGCUGUUUUAAGCACACAGAUGGUCUUGUAUUUAUAAAAGGGUCUAACCUCAAUUAAACCCCCGCUAGCAAAACAUGCAGUUGGUCUUUGUGCAGACGUAGCAGAGUAUGACCAUUUUGCAGUGUGAACAUUACAACUCAUUCAGGGUGUUUGUUUCAGGAGAAAUGUAAGCUUCUGAAGCUUGAAUCAAUGAUUAGGAUUAAAAAGAUUUUUUUUUUUUUUUCAUUUUUUUUUUUUUUUGCCCUUCCAUCAUCUGUCACAUCUACCUCUAACCAUAGUUAUUGUGUGUCUAUAUCCACCUUAAUCACACACACUACGUUACUGGCAGCUUUUUCCAGAAAUCUGGCCAGACAGGUCACAAAGAAAACACUCUUUAAAGGGAAUCAGUGCUGAAAGCUACUCCUGCAUGUUUUUAUCCUCUUUACCCAUUAAUGUGACCCUGGUCACUGAUCACGUAGCUGAAUAUAAUCCCUGUCACAGUGUGUCUUUACUUUUAAUUCAAUCUGUCCAUUUACCUCUUACUGAUCAAACUUUUUUCUUAUAUUGUGAUUUAAAUGUUUCUGUCUUUUUUUUUUUAGAAUAAACUAUAAAUAGGAACUCCUUUUGUUUAAAGCCUUUCAGAAAGGAAGAUACUUGAAAGUAGCAGGUGAUUCUGGGGGUUAUGGACUCUAUAUUCUGGCUCAGACUGGGAUUUUGAAGGAUGGUUCUGACCUGAAGUAUCUGCAUGCCUCAUCUUGGGGAAAUCAUUGAAAUGUAUGAAUAUCAAAAGGAGAUUAUUUUGUUUGUUUGUUUGUUUUAUGGCUGUUCUGUUACCAGAGGCUCAAACUGAGAUCCCAAUAUGUCUGCAUAUCCAUUGGCUCCCAUCUUGUCAAGAGGAUUGAUUAGAGGAGAAAUAAUAUUAAUAAACCACCCUGUUUUUGGAAGGAAACCUUCAUAACAUGCUCAUCCUCAUUGUUCUGUUUAUGAGAAGUGACUAAAUAUCCGCCAGCUGUCAGUAUCUGGUUCUGGCUCAGGUCCGGCUCAUGCAGAGCCGGAGGGAUCUCAGUCUGGGUCUGCUCUGUGCUGUGCACCUUUUAGUGGAAGAAGUUUUGGUCUACUGUUUGCAUGACCUGGUUAAAUAUGUUUACAUGAAUGAUGAUGAAUUAGUAUAAACACACAUGAUUAUUAUUACUCUGUUGUAUUGAAAAAAAAGAUGUAAUACUGUAAUUUUGAGCUAUAUAAUGUGAAGUGAGUAACACCAGAAGUAAUGUUGGUGACAAAAUACAACACGGCACAGUGGACUUCUCAUUUGCAUUGACUAUGAUGGCCAAGUCUCUAUCUGAGUGACAUUUCUCCUGUUCUGUGUUUAUUAAUAACUCUGUUUUCCUUGCUUGCUUUGUCUUUUGAUAUUCACUCGCUAGAGAAGGAGAAAAAAACAAAGAAAUAAAAAAAACAAAACAAAACAAAAUAAAAAAACAUAUCAGCCACAGAGCAAAAUAUAUAAAAAAAUGUCAGGGUGCUGGAAGCAUUAUUCGUCUGCACACUUAACAUCAGUCCUCCUGAGCGAAAGACCUCCACAACUUAAGCCAUACAGAGAAAUGAUUAUGUUUUAUAACAGAUUAUGAUAGGUCAUAUUUUUGUCAUGUAUGACUCAAUUAAAGAAUGACUAUGAUUCUACAAUAGAUUUAAUACAGAUAAAAGUAUUAACUACAACUACAUGGACAAAUUCGAUUUCCCUGAUCUUGAUAUUAAUCAUUUUGUGCCAUUAUAAAAGCAAAGUAUACCAUAACUGAUUCAAUUCUUCUCAUUACUUUGAAAAUCUGCUCCACCAAUCCAUCCACCUGGGUUGAUAUUUUGUUGCACCUGUAAUCACUGAAACAUGCUGGUCCACAGUAGAGGAAAAAGAGGGCAAUCACUCUGGAUUUACAUGACUGUAAUUGUGGAAAAUAUGCAAACUGUGUUUGAAGGGCUUCAUGUUAACUGUGUGAUAGCCAUUAUUGAUGACUUUGAUAACCUGGCUAUUUUAUGUUUGGAAAUUACCUUUUGUUGAACCUUUCCUGGGAUUUGUUUCCACUUGGCUGUUUUUUUAAAAGCUUCUCUUACCCAUUACAAACACAUCUAAAUGCAUAAAGAAAGACACACACACACACACACACACACACACACACACACACACACACACACACACACACACAUAAAAGCAU